This is a messenger RNA of Meloidogyne enterolobii, 456 nucleotides long. NCBI's taxonomy places the organism in Eukaryota, Metazoa, Nematoda, Chromadorea, Rhabditida, Meloidogynidae. The record is from the annotation of a GenBank genome assembly.
AUGAAUUUUUUUAAUGUUUUGUAUAAAACUUGUUUUACAGAAAUUUUAAAAAUGGAAACAACACCUACCUCUGACUCUAAAUUACUUUCUCCACAUACACCACCUUCACAUUUACGUCGUAAACACCCUCAACAACACAACCAACAACCUCUUUUAGUUGAUACACCCUCAAAACAACAUUCAUCUUCUUUGUUUGGUUCAAGUAAUACUAAUGAUGUUAAUAAUUUAUUAGUUGCUGCAGCUGCUUCAACAUUAUUGCCUCACCAUCAUUCUUCACCAUUUUCUUCUCCUUCAAAUAAUAAUCCAAAUUUACAACAACAAAAUAUUCCGUCCGCCUUUCAAAUGCCUCCACCAACAACACCUACUGGAGGAGCAGGAGCAGGUUUUCCAUUUCAACCAAGUCCUUUCUUCCCUUGGAAUGGGCUAAACUUUAUGUCUUCAUUUAUGAAACAUUAA